This is a messenger RNA of Osmerus eperlanus (European smelt), 1585 nucleotides long. It is a transcript of the gene mrpl37, whose product is annotated as mitochondrial ribosomal protein L37. Gene Ontology annotation, cellular component: mitochondrion; ribosome. The coding region runs from base 143 to 1468 and encodes 441 amino acids. The transcript has 7 exons. Gene Ontology annotation, biological process: translation. Lineage: Eukaryota; Metazoa; Chordata; Actinopteri; Osmeriformes; Osmeridae. The record is from RefSeq and is a predicted model, not a curated record. Gene Ontology annotation, molecular function: structural constituent of ribosome.
UCCUCUUGUCAACCGGCCACAAACAGACGAAGAAGACUACCAAGAUGGCGGCGCCCUACAGUUAUACACGGACUUUGAGGAUGGUUGAGUAAAUUAGCAUCUGACAUUCAAAUCAAACAUUAGAUAUACAACGUUCUGCAAUAUGUUUACAGAAAGCGCUCAGCGCCUUAGGUCCGCUGUCCCUUUGUUGGCACAAACGACUUUAUUGAACGAGACGAGGAACAGUGUAAAACAUGGCGCGGCUCUGAGUCGCGUCCACGGGCGACGCCACUUCAAUGUCAGCCCCUGCUUAUCCGUGAGGUACAUUCUGGAUAAAGUACGGACGGAGAAACCGCAGCCCCAUGUGAAGGUUGAAAUCCCCGGGUUGGAGCGCAUCACAUACGCCGACAGAAUGCACUACAUCCCCGGGUUGUCGAAGCCCAAGUUCCCGACAUGGGAGCGGAGCUAUAAAGAUCAACAGCACUACAAAUGCCCUAAAGCAGAAGACAUGCCGCUGUACAAGAAAAAGCCGUGCUAUGUAUUUCACCAAAGGACGAAUGUAGUUGAAGGAGUCAAACAAGCCCUGUGGCUGACCAAGUCCAAGAUGAUCAAGGGCCUGCCUGCACAAGUACUGUCAUUGGCCGAUGACCCAGCCAAUCAGAUACCGAACCAGGACGAGAUGGUGCAGAACGCGAUCAAACACUCCCGGUUCUGGGACACGACCGAGCAACGGCCCCCGAGACAGAAGUUCUGUCUGUCUCUGAUGCGUAACCUGCUGCACCUGUGUGGAGGCCUCCAGGUGAGGCACCCUGCUCUGGGCAGGAGGAUCCUGGCUGAGAAGUAUAGCCCUGUGGCCACCUGGAGCAGAGGUGAGGAGUUGUUCCAGGUAAGAGGUCAAAACGGACUGCUUUCGAGCAGCACGGCUCCUCUCCCAGUGCUUGCUGGGAAGGAGGAGGUCCAGGGUACUGUCGACCACACCCUGGAGACGUUCUACCCCCUCUCCCCCACCAUCGACCUGUCCAUCAUCCACCUGUACCAGGAGUCCAACCACACAGGCUUCAGGGGGGACUACCCUUACCCACACCCCCACACCCUGUUCUUCAUGGAGGACGGCAGCACAGUCAAGCUCCUCGCAGAUCAGCUCAGAGCCAAGAUGAUCAUGUUCGCCUUCGGCAAUGCCCUAGCACGCGCCCACGCGCUCUACGGGAGCGAGGCAGGGGAGCUGGACAGGCCGGUGGUUGUCCAGGCUGUGGGCUCUAACGGUAGGAUGUUCCAGUACGUGAUCCUGCAGCUCAACACCACCUCGCUGCAGAGUGACCACGGAGCCAAGAACCUGGUGUGGGUGGAGGAGGACCAGGAGCUGUACGACUACGCCAAGAUCAGGCCCCUCAUACGCAAGAAGGUGGUGCAGGUGCCGGCUGGCCUGAGUGGCUACCAACCAGAGACCUUCCGGAAGUUUCUCUCCCUCUAUUUACACGGAGCUGUGUGAGGUACACAGCAACAUAAACAACAAAGAUUCAUUAUUAUUAUCUGUUUAGGACUUCCUUUUUACUGUUGUUCCUGUCUGUACCAUGCGUCAAUAAACGAGAUAUUUCAUCCGCCUUCA